Messenger RNA from Oldenlandia corymbosa var. corymbosa, 1435 nucleotides. Lineage: Eukaryota; Viridiplantae; Streptophyta; Magnoliopsida; Gentianales; Rubiaceae. The record is from the annotation of a GenBank genome assembly.
GUUCUCGUGUAUUACCCCUUUUUUUUUGAAAAGCAUGGGUUACUUCAGUACUUUUUACUCCAAUCUUCUCUGAUCUUCUUUCUCACAAUCAUGUUUAAACCCUCAUAAUCAUAAACCCUAACUUUCUGGGUGCGAAAAUUUUUCAAUCUGUUGGAGAAGCGCAUUUUGUUCCAAUCUCCUUUUUUUUCUUUUCUUUUCCUUUUCCUGCUUUCAAUCCAAGUUCAAAUGGGUUCGUCUAUUGUCCACAAACUCCUAAGAACCCAAUCUCAGUCAACCGCCGCAAGAAUCAUUCCUUUUAUUAACAAAUCAUUUCUUGGUCCGCCACCGUUGACAUCGCCGGCGCCAGAGAGUUCUGCAAGCACAACCCAUCAUCUCCCGAUUUCUCAGACUUCAGGGCUUCAAUUUCCUGUAUUGCCGUCGCCUGAAAAUGGGGAUCCAACUCCGAUCCAGUGUCUCAAUUCCAAGUACUUUCCCUGCUUUUCGUUUGAGUUUUUCCUGAAUCCGAAUCCCUCAAUUGGGUUGGUUGAUAAGAUUGAUAUGGACGGAGCUGUUUCGAGUGAGACGCCCACGAUUUGGGCGGAUAGUGUUAAGAAGAAGCGGAAAAGGAAGAUGAACAAGCACAAGUUACGGAAGCUGAGGAAGCGAAAUGCCAAGAAAACUUAGCUUUAGCAUCAUCCAGUUCGUUAUUGGGUUUCUCUCAUCAUGGUUUGGGACCUUCUCAUCAUCUUGGCACGUGCACUUUUCAUGCUGGGGUUACCUUUUGCGUUUGUGGGAAGAAGAAACAUUCCUCCUAUGCCAUUAAAAUAUUCAAUGUACCUACUGUGUUUAACAGAGGGGAAGGCACAAUUCCUUUUGCUUGUUCACCAGCCUCAACUGUAGUGAAAAGAGAACUUAUACUGCAUGCCUCUGUGACCAUUGUUCGCUUUUUCUUUUUCUUGUGUAUUCUCCUCUAGUAACAUUCGGUUGUUUGUCGAGUUUUUCUCUAUGUGAAUCUAUAGACAUGAAAUGGGAAAGGGGAAAUGGCAAUGGGGAAAGCUGAGAAAGAUAACACAGGUGAUGGAAAACGAAUUGACAUGGGAACGAGUUCACACAUGGUGAUGGUAGACAUUCUUUUUUCUUCCUAUGAUAAUGAUUGGGAUCCUGUAUUUGUAAGUUAGUGUGCUGUUUUUUUUUUUUCUCUUUUCUUCUCAUAUGGCUGCCAUAGCCGAGAGGGUCAAUGUUGUUUUAGCCGGAAUCCUCAACGUCAAUCACCCUACCCGCAGACAUAUCCCAUCGGCCCCCACCGGAAAAAUAAAGAAAUGAUGACUGUUGAGAUUAGAGGAUGUAAUCCCACUUAGACCCACAAUUGUGGACUUCUCUAGUGUCGGGGCCUAACCCAUUCAAUCAACAACUCCAUUCCAAUGAUAAAUGUAUUUCAUUCAUCCUUCAAUUUUUC